Molecule: messenger RNA, 2496 nt
Organism: Trypanosoma conorhini
Lineage: Eukaryota; Euglenozoa; Kinetoplastea; Trypanosomatida; Trypanosomatidae
Product: putative protein kinase
Exons: 1
Coding region: 1-2496 (831 amino acids)
Biological process (GO): protein phosphorylation
Molecular function (GO): ATP binding; protein kinase activity
Source: RefSeq, a predicted model, not a curated record
AUGGUGAACGCAAAAACGACAGCGAGGCGUGCUGGCCCUGCAAAGCAGGGCAACGAUGGCCGGAAGGAGAAGGAGGAACCCGACAAGAAGAAGCCCACGCCCGCGGUGCACGCCACACCCGCGAUGGGCACCCACGGCACCACGGCACAGAAACCAAGGCGGCCAACAGUCCCAAAGCCGCAGCAGCCCAAGAAGGGCCCUGAGAGGCCGGGGGCGAGCAAAGUGAAAAAAAAGGACGCAGGGGAGACGAUGGAGGCUGCGAAGCGGACGUCGCAGACGCAGCUGCGGCCAUCCCCGGCGGGCGGCGGCGGCGGCGGCGGCGGUGGCGUGAAGGAGGCCGUAGAUCCCGCCCACAGCACCAGCGCGCCCGUAGUGGAGGACUUGGAGCGGGGCCAAGUCGACGCGGUGAUGUCGUCCUCGUGCGUCAAGACGCCGCUGCAGCCGCAGUCGCUCCCGCAGGUGCGGCGGGUGACGGCCGGCAGCGACGGCGCGGCGGGGCAAUCCGGCACGGCGUUUUUCAGCAGCGGCAGAAGCGCCGGUGGAAGCGUCGCCGGCCAGGGCAGCGAGGCACGGCGGCCGCUGCGGGAGAAGCCAGACCCCGCCCAGAAGGAGGGCGCGACGGCGGCGCUCAGCGUCCAGCAGCAGGCCGUGAGCGCGGUCGAUGCGGUGAAGAGGCCCAGCAAGAAGCUCGCCGAGGGCGAUAGCGACGACGACGAUGCUGACGAGGACGAGGAGGAAGAAGACGAGGAGGAUGAGGAGGAGGAGGACGAGGAGGAAGACGAGGAGGAAGAAGACGAGGAGGACGAGGAGGAGGAGGAGGAGGAAGAGGAAGACGAGGAGGACGAGGGGAGCGGCAGUAGCCGGCGGCAGCGGGUGGAGGAGCAAAUUACCGUUAAGAUCUCCCGCGAGGGGGACCGCAACGUGAAGGUCAUCUACGUCACGCGGCGGACGAAGUUUAGGGACUUCGCGAAGGACGUCAGGCGGCGCUUUGCCUACGCCCACCUCCGCGACUUUGACAUGUACUGCAUCGACGCCGCGGGCGACCACGUCGACAUUGACGUCCCGCGCGACUUCAAAAACCUCCUCGCGCAGUUUCUGCGGACGCAGCAGCGGGAGAGGCAGGGCGGCGCGGUGGAGGGGGCGGCGGCAGCGGAGGCGCUGGACUCCAAGCCCCCCCAGCGGUUUUCGGCACGAGGUACACUUCGCAGAAGCGCUUCGCUUGCGACUCGCACCUCGCGGCCGGUGGAGUUGAGUCCCUGUGCGGAUGAGGGGGAGCGUAGUAGCAGCUCGGUGCUUCGCCUGUACGUACGCGACUCGUACAGGGCGCGAAAGAAGGAGGAGGAGGAACUGCGACGCCUGCAAGUCCCGCUUGCGCAGGGGCAACAGGGAACACGGUUAGUAUCGCCGCUACCACCAGCACCAAUACAGCAGCAGCAGAACUCAGCACAGGCGCGGCAAAUGAUGACUUCCAUGGGGGAGGAUUCGGCGACCGAUUUUACAAGCCCCGGCCCCACGGACUUCCUCUCUGGGGGCUGCAGCAACCCCUCCGUGAACUUGGGUUCCACGGGCCGUUUUGCGCAGACGAUAGGCUUCCGCGAGGAUGAGGAGGUGCAGUGGAGCAAGAUGGGCGUCCUCGGCAAGGGUUCCUUUGGCACUGUCUACGAGGGCAUCACCAGCGAGGGGAAGAUCAUGGCGGUGAAGGUGGUGGAGAUCCCAGUUGACGAGGACGCCGAGGAGGUGGCAAGCAUUCAACGCGAGAUCAACCUGAUGCGGUCGCUGAAGCACAAGAACAUCGUCGCGUACUACGGCUGCCAGACCAGGGAACUUUCUAGUGGGGCUCGGCAGCUGGAAAUUUUCCUCGAGCACUGCCACGGAGGAAGCCUGACCCACCUCCGUCGCAAGUUUGAGCGGGCGAAGGAGCGUUUCUCCAUUUCGCUUGUUCGCACCUACGCGAAGCAGAUUUUAGAGGGCUUGGCGUACCUGCAUGACAUGAAUGUUGUUCAUAGGGACCUGAAGGGAGACAAUGUUCUCAUCUCGGCCCUUGGCGAAGCUAAGCUCGCCGACUUUGGAUGUAGCAAGCGCAUCGGCACGGCGACGAUGCAGCAGGAGAGCACGGGAGAAAAGGGCGCUGGUUACCAAACCAUGGUCGGAACCCCGCUAUUCAUGGCACCUGAGGUGCUCAACGGCGUGGGCGGCUACUCCAAGCCGGCGGACGUGUGGUCUGUUGGCUGCCUGGUGCUUGAGAUGCUGGGACGUCAGCCGUGGGCGAUGCGGAGCAACUUAAAUGCUUUUCAGAUAAUGUACCACAUCUCGAAGAGCACGGAGAUGCCAACUGGGGUGCCGAAGAACUGCCCAGGGAACUUGUACUCCUUCUUCACGCGAUGCUUUGAGCGGGAUUCGCAUGAGCGGGCCACAGCCAAGGAGUUGCUAGGGCACGACUGGAUCACCUGCGCAGACAACCGGCUGCAGGAGGUGAUGGAUGAGGCGAGUGAGUAG